Messenger RNA from Naegleria gruberi, 755 nucleotides. RefSeq lists its product as uncharacterized. The record is from RefSeq and is a predicted model, not a curated record. Lineage: Eukaryota; Heterolobosea; Eutetramitea; Acrasida; Naegleriidae. Gene Ontology annotation, biological process: dephosphorylation. Gene Ontology annotation, molecular function: phosphatase activity. The transcript is spliced from 2 exons. Bases 55 to 726 code for a protein of 223 amino acids.
GUGAAAAUUAAAUUCAAAUAAUAAUAACAAUUAAUAACCAGUACAAUAAUACAAAUGGCCAAAGGAGGAAAAACAGCAGCUAGUGUAAAGAAGGGAUCAUCAUCUGGAGGUUCUCUAGAAUACAAUCCGAAGAAAAAUCUUGUAGAAAUAAUUCCUGGAGUUGUUGGGCCGGUUUUACUGCCCACUUUACCAACACCAGGAACACCAUUGAAUACAAACUAUGCAGGACCAACAGAUUAUUCAAAUUGGCUGAUACCACAUCAUAUUUGUGUCGGAGGAUAUCCAAGAUCAAAGGAAGUUGAUAGUAUUGUAUCGAGUGGAGUGACAACUUUUGUUAAUUUAGUGGAGGAAGAUGAACAAUUGAGAUGUGGACCAUUCUAUUUUGCAAAUGCAUUGAAAAAGACAACAAGAUCUAAAUUGAAUUAUGUUACAUUUCCAAUAAGAGAUAAGAAUAUUGCUGAAGAUGACAAAGUGACGGAAUUAGUGACAUUGUUAGCUCAAUUGGUGAAUAGAGGUGAAGUUUUAUACGUUCACUGUGUUGGAGGACAUGGAAGAACAGGAACAGUCGCAGCCAUUCUCCUUGGUCAACUCUUCAAUAUUUCAGCCUAUGACAGUUUAAAGUGGGUUCAACUUUUCCAUGACGAACGAAAAGUAACAAAUGGAAGAAAGAGUCCAGAGUCAACCGUUCAAAGAGAUCAAGUUUUCAGACUUUUAUCAAAGAAAUAAAAAAACAAGGCUUUGAGAAUUUAAGCGCC